Molecule: messenger RNA, 673 nt
Organism: Drosophila bipectinata
Lineage: Eukaryota; Metazoa; Arthropoda; Insecta; Diptera; Drosophilidae
Gene: Targ1
Product: Terminal ADP-ribose protein glycohydrolase 1
Biological process (GO): peptidyl-glutamate ADP-deribosylation
Source: RefSeq, a predicted model, not a curated record
GGGAGAUUUACUCGCGCGCGGAUUAAUUGCCCAGAAGAUACAACCGAAUGUUAACGAUUUUAACAAAAACUACUCCACUACUACAUCUGCGCGCAGCAUUUCGACGAGGAUUUGUGGUCGGCAUGGCAUCUCAAUCAAGCUACAAGCUCAGCGAGGUAGAAGGGGAUCUCUUCUCGGCCCCAAAAACCCAUUCACUGGCCCACUGCGUGGGAGCUGACCUGGCCAUGGGUGCUGGCAUUGCUGUGAAGUUCAAGCAGGUCUAUGGCAAGGUGGACGAACUCCGCGCCCAAAACGCUGGCAGUGGAGAGGUUGCCGUCCUGAAGGAUGACCAGCGAUAUAUCUAUUAUUUGGUCACCAAGCCACAGAGUUGGGGCAAGCCUACUUAUGAAUCCCUGCAGGCUUCUUUGGAGCAAAUGCGCGAACACAUGCGUAAAAAUAAAAUUCAUCAGCUGGCUAUCCCUCGAAUUGGCUGUGGAAUCGAUGGCUUGGAGUGGGAAAAAGUUAGCAACAUCCUGGAGUACGUGUUCGGCCAGGAGGAGCUAGAAAUUGUGGUCUACAACUUUGUGCCGCCGCAGAGCAAAUAAUGUUAUAUUUUGACUUGUGACAUUUACUUUUGGGUUGCGACAUAAUUAUAUACAGCUAUUUCCACUGCAUCUGACUGGAAUAUUUGGCA